GGCUCUGUUCCUCACGCUGCAGCCCCCGCCGUAGCAGCCGCGGAGCCCACUGCCACCGCUUCUGAGCAGAAGAUGGCUGUGCCUCCCACGUAUGCUGAUCUUGGCAAAUCUGCCAGGGAUGUCUUUACCAAGGGCUAUGGGUUUGGCUUAAUAAAACUUGAUUUGAAAACAAAAUCUGAGAAUGGACUGGAAUUUACAAGCUCAGGUUCAGCCAACACCGAGACCACCAAAGUGACGGGCAGUCUGGAAACCAAGUACAGAUGGACCGAAUAUGGUCUGACGUUUACGGAGAAAUGGAACACUGACAACACACUAGGCACGGAGAUUACUGUGGAAGAUCAGCUUGCACGUGGCCUGAAGCUGACCUUCGAUUCAUCCUUCUCACCAAACACUGGGAAAAAAAAUGCUAAAAUCAAGACAGGGUACAAGCGGGAACAUAUCAACCUGGGCUGUGACAUGGAUUUCGACAUUGCUGGGCCUUCCAUCCGGGGUGCUCUGGUGCUGGGUUACGAGGGCUGGCUGGCUGGCUACCAGAUGAAUUUUGAGACCGCAAAGUCUCGAGUGACCCAGAGCAACUUUGCAGUUGGCUACAAGACUGAUGAGUUCCAGCUUCACACUAAUGUAAAUGAUGGGACAGAGUUUGGUGGCUCCAUUUAUCAGAAGGUGAAUAAGAAGUUGGAGACUGCUGUUAAUCUGGCCUGGACAGCAGGAAACAGUAACACUCGCUUCGGAAUAGCAGCCAAGUACCAGAUCGACCCUGACGCCUGCUUCUCGGCCAAAGUGAACAACUCCAGCCUGAUAGGGUUAGGAUAUACUCAGACCCUAAAGCCAGGUAUCAAACUGACACUGUCAGCUCUGCUGGAUGGCAAGAAUGUCAACGCUGGUGGCCACAAGCUUGGUCUAGGACUGGAGUUUCAAGCAUAAAUGAAUACUGUACAAUCGUUUAAUUUUAAACUAUUUUGCAGCAUAGCUACCUUCAGAAUUUAGUGUACCUUUUAAUGUUGUAUGUCUGGGAUGCAAGUAUCGCUAAAUAUCAUGUUAGACUUCCAGGUUAAAGAUGAUUCAGCUUCAGGGUGUUACCCUUUCAGAGGUACAGAAGAAACCCAAUUUCAAAAAAGGUCCUUUUAGCUGUAGACUUGAGGGGGAGCUUGCUGGCCCCUCUAAAGAUGUCAGGUUUCUUUUUUACCUAGAAAUGGCUGCAAGUGGAAGUUGAUAAUUUGCAGGCACUUUGUAAUUUGUAAAUUCGUAUUGAGUAAAUGAAUGAAAUUGUGACUUCCUGAGAAUUGAACCUUGGUUUCCUACCCUGAUUGAGGAGAGGCUGUUUGAUGGUAUAUACAAACUCAUCUGAAAGGGACUUUUUUAGUCAGGGACUUUUUCCACCCCAAUCCAUCACCUCUUUUACACCAAAAGUAGUCUGCAGGGCGUGGUAGCUGUUUCUUUUGUGCCAUUUUGGGGUGGAGAAGGUGGAUGUGAUGAAGCCAAUAAUUCAGGACUUAACUGUGUUUUUUCUCAUGUUGUGUUUUUUUGCCCUUGCACCAGAGUAUGAAAUAGCUUCUAAGAGCUCCAGCUGCAAGCUGGGAAGAGUCUCUGUGACUGUAAUCACAUGGUGACAACACUCAGAAUCUAAAUUGAACUUCUGUUGUAUUCACGCCACUCAGUUUAUUUUUUAGCAGUUUAAUAGGUACAUUUUAGAGUCUUCCAUUUUGUGUGGAAUUAGUUCCUCCCCUUCAAAUGCUGUAAUUAACAUGACUUAAAACUUGAAUAAAAUAUUGAAACCUUAUCCUUCUUUUGUUGUCUUUAUUAAUAGAAGUGUAAAUAAAC
Messenger RNA from Lipotes vexillifer (Yangtze River dolphin), 1821 nucleotides. RefSeq names its product voltage dependent anion channel 1 (gene VDAC1). Gene Ontology annotation, cellular component: mitochondrial outer membrane. NCBI's taxonomy places the organism in Eukaryota, Metazoa, Chordata, Mammalia, Artiodactyla, Lipotidae. Bases 73 to 924 code for a protein of 283 amino acids. The record is from RefSeq and is a predicted model, not a curated record. Gene Ontology annotation, biological process: monoatomic anion transmembrane transport. Gene Ontology annotation, molecular function: voltage-gated monoatomic anion channel activity. The transcript has 9 exons.